CUGGACUGGUGGUAACAAAAUAACAAAAGCGUCGAACGUUGCAAGAGUAACGGGGCUCUCCCUCCUCCGUGUCGCUCCCCGCUUGACCCUAUGCACGCCGGAGAGCCCGUUUUGUCCGAUUUCUGGGAACCGCCGGGCGGAAGCGAGACGCAGAAAGGAUCUGUCGCUGGUUGUUUAUCUGGAGGGAGAGGACUGGAAACCGCCUGUGUCCCAUUUCCUCGCGCGCGCGCGUGUGUGAGAGAGACAGUGUGGGGUUGCCCCCCACCUUUGCUUCAGCCCUGGAUUCUCCAUGUUGGACCCGAUCUGAGGAGCAUCUACAUUGCUGCCUUCGCACACAGCUUACUCCACAGCUGUGCAACUGAAGGAGGAGCGGGCGGGCUCCUUCUCCAUUGCACUCUCGUUCUCAUUCUCCCCCCCUUCCUUGGAUAUUUCCCUCCUCCCAACUAAAGGAUCCCCAGGGUCUGUGGGAUUGUUAGAUGGAAAGCCGGUCUAUCAUCACUCAGGUGCAGAGGGACGAAGCCUUGGUGUUUUCAAAACAAGUGUUGGUGUCCAAAUCCUCCCCGAAGAAGCCUCGUGGCCGGAGCAUCUUCAAGGCUCUUUUCUGUUGCCUUCGUGCACAGAAUGUUGGGCAGACGGCCUUUGGUGCCAGUCAUGGGCUGCACAAGGAAGAGACGAACACCAUCGCCAAGUCUGAUCUGUUGCAGUGUCUUCAAUACCAGUUUUAUCAGAUUCCUGGAACAUGCCUUCUCCCUGAGGUGACUCAGCAAGACCAGGGCCGAAUCUGUGUGGUGAUUGACCUGGAUGAGACCUUAGUGCACAGUUCCUUCAAGCCAAUCAACAAUGCUGACUUCAUUGUGCCGGUUGAAAUAGAGGGAACAACCCACGAGGUGUAUGUGCUGAAGAGACCAUUUGUAGAUGAAUUCCUGAGGCGGAUGGGGGAGCUGUUUGAGUGUGUGCUGUUCACUGCCAGCUUAGCUAAGUAUGCUGACCCAGUCACUGACCUUCUGGACAAGUGUGGAGUCUUCCGGGCCCGCCUCUUCCGGGAGUCAUGCGUGUUCCACCAGGGAUGUUAUGUUAAGGAUCUCAGCCGACUGGGCCGUGAUCUGCGCAAAACCCUGAUCCUGGACAAUUCUCCAGCUUCCUACAUCUUCCAUCCAGAGAAUGCGGUGCCGGUCCAGUCUUGGUUUGAUGAUAUGACGGACACUGAACUGCUGAACCUGAUUCCUGUGUUUGAGGAGUUGAGUGAAGCAGAGGAUGUCUACGCCAGCCUCGGCCAGCUAAGGGCACCCUAAUGUCUUCCUAGUGCUGUGGCCACUGGGGAACUUCUUUUUUUCACUCUGUGCCUUCAGUAUUGGCCAGGAGGGAAAGGGAACAGUGCAAUUGCUCCCCAUCACCCUGCCAUGAGGCAGAUACAAGCACUUUGGAGGCAAUAACCUGCCUGGCCGCCUUCUGUGCCAUGCCAGAGCAGUUUCCAACCAGGGUAUGGCUGGAUGCUAGAGCUUCUAGCCUUCCACCAAGAGCAGGGACAUCCAAAAUAACCCCACCCCGUUCCCAAUAGUGCUAGUAUCUAUGCACUGCAAGGGCACCCCAACCUUUAGGGGAUCCUCCCUCCCUCCCUCCCUCCCCAAGGCAAUGCCAAAUGAUGUGGAUGGAUUCAUUAAAAGUACAUCCUCCUCACUUGCUUUUACAUAUUCUUGGCAGUGUUCCUUAUCCAGGACACAGCCCCCAGGCUAAAAUAUUUGGAGAUUUCUCGUCUCUUGGCAGGAAGUCAGGAUGGCCACCUCUACAGUCUCAGAUAUCGUUGUUCUGGUCUGAUCUGAUGUAGGAUCCUCUGGAUUUCCUAGAUUUUUUUUGAAGGAGUUGCUUUCUUUGCCUUCAAGUGGUUUAGUGAAGCUUUCUUUGCCUCAUGUCUAUGGCUCCAGGCCUUGGCCUAACUGGCCUGCUGCCUUUGGGAAACCCGUUACCAUAUAUGUGUUUCUUUGUUUUAACAUCCUGUCUUGCAGUUGUGUUUUGCCUCCGAUGAAAGGCAAGACCCACAGACAUAGAAAAUCCUUUGCAGCAACCCUCUAACACUAGCAGCACAUAGCAUUAGUGAGGACAAAGCAAGCCAGCCCCACCGAUGCCACACUCCUUAUUUGCUCAGAGAUAGAGUGUCCCUGCACUCCAGCCUUGAUUUGCUUUUGUGGGUGCCAGGUGACUUCAUUGCCUUAAACUGCACCCAGUUAGGAGGCUGCCAUAUCAACAGGGUGCCUAGCCUCAACCCAGUUCUUCCACCAUCUAUCAGUGUGAAUACUUGCCUGAAAGAUGGAAGGAUUUUGACAUUUGUCCCCUGGUGGUUUUACCUCACUUGAUGAUGCUGAAGGCAUAACUUGACUUCCCACUCAGGAUUUGCUCUAGGUUCCAUCAUUAUAACUUGACAGUCCUUAGCCCCUUGGAUGGUAACAGUGAGUUUUGGAUGAGUCUAUUAGAAGCUGGGAGAUCUUCCAUGUAUGCACAAGCCUGCUUCAUGUCAUUUGCCUUAACAACUGCCUUCUUCUCUCUGUACUGCAGCUGCUUGACAGCAAGCAACUGUGCCUCUUUUGUGUGGCCUCUCCUAUUCCUGCCCUCCCCAAAUGCAUUUUCAGCUGGUUUCAGCUCCAAGCAACCAAAAGUAGCUGGAGCUUUGUUAAUAUUUAUAUUGCAGGGAGCUGUCCAUGGACAUUGUUUUUCGCUUUAUACUUCCUGGUGUUAAGGUCCUUUGUCCUUUCUCACUGUGCCUGACAUACUGUGAACAUGUGUUUUUCAAGUGCCACUGGGAGCAGGGGUGGCCAAAUGGAUAAACAAUGCCAGCUUGCUUUUCUCCUUUUCCCCACCAUCAGCAAUAUUGCAAGGGACUCUGUGUUUGUGUUUAGCCAUUGUAGGGCUGGUAGGAAAGGGGAUGGAGUCCAAGAGGCUCUUUUUAAAAAAAAAAAUUGGUGCUGCCUUAUUGGUUAAGGGGUGGCACAAGUUGCAGGUCAUCUCAUCACCUCAGGACCAAAGCUUCAAGCUCUGCUGUUGGUUGACCAGCCAGCUGUUCGCCUGACCAACAUGCUACUUGAUAUUUUCAUCCUUGUUUUCAGUGUGCUGAUUGGUUUUCAGUGGAGUCGUGAGACUGUGUGUGCAUUAGCCAAACUUCAGUCAAUGCUUGAGGGGAGUGUGUUCUCCCCCACACCCCCAGGAUUUCCCUGGCCUCAUUAUCCUGGCCCUUGCUGGUGUCCCCUGCUGAGGGUUCGGAUCCCUGUGUUUGGGGGAGGGCAGGAGGGGGAUGGGUUUCCAACUUCGGGCACCAAGGAGGAAGUUCUUUCCCUCCCUCGCAGUUUGGUCAGCUGCUGCUUCUCUCUGCACACAAGCUGGGAGGAGCUGUUAAGCUUUGCAAAGUUAAUGAAUGUUGGAAAGAACAAACCUUUUUUGUUUUCCUUUCCUUGUUGGGACUAUUCUCACAGCUCUGUCUUUGCUCUGUGUCAGCAGAAGACCAAUUGCCUCUCUUUUCCUUCCUUCCUUCCUUCCUCCUCAUGCCAGCAGCUGUCCCAGCCCAUUCUUCAAGAUGAAACUGGUUUCUAGCCUUUUGUUGGAGUGAGAUUCAGACGCUGCCACCUGAAGGGAAAAAAAGAAAACCAAUUUCCCAGCAGCCUCAGCCAGUAUGGUCAGUGGCAAAGGAUGCUGGGGAUUGUAGUCAAGUAGCACCUGGAGUGCUGCAGGUUUCCCACCUGUGCUGUAAGCAGCUAUACCUAAUUUCUUCCCUCCCCCUAAGCCAGCAAAACAUGCUCUACAUCUGCUGCAGAAUCACUUUUUAUUAGCCUUAAAGAGGGUGGGAUUAAGAGGAGAGGAAGGUAACCCAUUUAUUCUCCUCCCUAAAUUGCAGUGGGCAACAUCGCUGUCCUUGUGUGAAGGAAUCUGUAUGAAAUGAGUUGGAUCUGAAUGAGGCAGACUUGCAUAUUUGGUUUUUCCAAGGUGGGGAAAGAAAUGGGUUGCUGAGAGUCAUGUGGACGUGGUGAUGAAUCCUUUUGGACAAUCCUGUGUGGAGAGGGAAACCGUAGGACUUCGGUCUGUAGCCGCACCUGCCACAUUGCCCAUAAAUGCUUAUUCUGACUGAGUCAAGAUUGUAAAUCAUGUUUUAGAGCCAUAAGGAUUCCUGGGUCCAAACUACCAUGUUGGGAUCGUGCCUUGAUUGAACCCAAUGCUUAAUGAGGGUAGAACUCCAGUCAAGAGGUAGCCCCAGCACUUUACCGAGGCCGUGCCCUUAAUGGCUGCCUCAUGUACUGACUUCACUAAAGACACAUACACACACAAAAUCUAUACAUACUUGUCAUGGUACCUUUUACAUCCAGUCAUGUUUGGUGCUCCCAUUUCAUUCAAGAAGUGGAAGCUGUUGGCUUUUGAAGAACAAGAGCCCCCAGCCUUCCCUUCUCUCCCUUCUCCUCAUUAAACUGUACAAAUUUAUCACACAUCCUCACUUGCUGGGGGGUUUUUUUGUUUUGUUUUGUUUUGUUUUAAAUGUUUUAAUUGAAAAAAAAAUCCCAAAACUUGAAGCUGGCACUUGUUGCCAUUAUGAACUCUUUCUAUUUUUGGAAUCUUUGUAUUAACUGCUAUUAAAGAAAUAAAAAGAGAGCAAA
Candoia aspera is the source of this 4631-nucleotide messenger RNA. RefSeq names its product CTD small phosphatase 2 (gene CTDSP2). Gene Ontology annotation, molecular function: RNA polymerase II CTD heptapeptide repeat phosphatase activity. The transcript is spliced from 8 exons. NCBI's taxonomy places the organism in Eukaryota, Metazoa, Chordata, Lepidosauria, Squamata, Candoiidae. The record is from RefSeq and is a predicted model, not a curated record. The coding region runs from base 477 to 1292 and encodes 271 amino acids.